Molecule: messenger RNA, 1857 nt
Organism: Nothobranchius furzeri (turquoise killifish)
Lineage: Eukaryota; Metazoa; Chordata; Actinopteri; Cyprinodontiformes; Nothobranchiidae
Source: RefSeq, a predicted model, not a curated record
GGUGACGAUGAUCGGUACCUUUAUGGCAGUGAGAGAGGAAAUAUGCCUGGGCAUGUAGGUUCUCCCGGUCGAACCGGUCCAGAGAAAUGUUGGGAUACUCCUUCAUUCGACCCGCGAACGAACUCAUCUUUGGGCCGAACUUUCUCCACAACAGCAUCCGAGUCACCGGCAGGUGAAGCUCGGCGCCCACCUGUGAUGUCUCACUGACCCCGCCCACUCAGCAGCUGGAGGCGAGCAUGCUGCAUCAGCACAGCGUUUCCUGUAGGCAGCGCUGCUGAGGUGAGACGGGUCGGCGGCCACCAUGGAGGAGUUCUCCACCAGAACCUACGGCACCAGCGGCCUGGACAACAGACCUUUGUUUGGAGAGACGUCGGCUCGGGACCGAAUCAUCAACGUGGUGGUGGGCGGAGUCACGUUUGUCGUGGUUCUGGUGACCGUGAUCGGGUCGUUCGUCUUCUCGCUGCCUCCGCGGCCGCUCAACAUCUUCUUUGCUGUUUGCAUCCUGUUAGCAUGUGGCUCCACUGUAGUGCUGAUAUUCUGGUACCGGCAGGGCGACCUGGAGCCGAAGUUCAGGAACCUGAUCUACUACAUGCUGGCGACCAUCGUGCUGCUGUGUUUAUGUGCAAACCUGUACUUCUUCGACGCCGGGUAGAGACGGAGACGACGCGGCUGUGACUGACCGAGGUCCACCAGUGAACAGCGAAAGACUCGCACCAUCAGGAAGACAAACAAACAUUUAACACGUUCAUUCGGAUCUCCAGAGGAGCAAAAGGCAGGGCAGCAUACUGGUUCCAGUGGGAGGACUGGGAGUGAUGUCAUAAAUCAGCCUGGAGGACCAAAGCUAACAGAAACAGGCUUGUUUACAUGCAAAUAAACAACCUCAAGCUUGCUUGGGAAUAAGCCGAUGUAAAAGGUCUGACCUUUGACCCAGUCAUGUGGGUAAACUUCACAGUUUGGAUAUUUUUAAACAGGCAGAGAAAACGGCCCAAAUCCAUUAACGAGUCCCUCAGAUUGGUUAAACCGACCCAGGAGGCGAGUCAGACGUUCAUCUGCCGCUAAACCGACCCGCGCCCACGGGGUGGGGGUGCUGGAGAGGAAAUCACGGUGCAGAACCGGUGACGGUCGGGUUCAGUCCAACUGAACGGCCAUCUUUAAAGCAGAACACCAGAUGCUUCAUUCUGUGUAAAACCUAUAAAUCUCACCUGAACAGCCUCCGUUCAGAGAAAUGGAAACACCCUCACGACGGAGCGAUCCUGCACGUUUGAGGUUUCCUUUCUUCAGCACACCUGAUCGAUGAUUCCUGUUAACCACCUGUUGAUUUAAAUCGGUGUGAUGGAGCAGAGAAACACGUGAAGCCUGCAGAACGGAGGUCCUCCGGAACCAGAACCUCUGAGAUAACUAGUGUGUUGCUGUGGCUGAAACGUCCCAGCAGGUCAUGUGACGUUAGCUCAUAAACCUGUACAUCUUGGCUGAGCUCAGACUAGCCGUUAGCUCGUCAGUCCUGAAGGACAACAGAGGCUGUUCAGGAAGCUGUUGAGGAUGAGAGGAAAUAUUUAGAACCUGUAAACUUCAGAGUAGCGGUCAUGUCUCCAGAAGUGAGGAUUAGAGAGUCAACGAGGUGAGUUUAGGUUACAAUCUGAGUUUGAGUUGUGUGUUAAUGAUUUAUUCAUCUGCUUUAACUAUAAUCGGAUUCCUGAGCUGGUUAAUCCAGAGAUGAAGUUAACCACGAAGAGCCAAAAUUACGACACACCUUCCAGCCAACGAGUGCGCGUGGGUUAAUUCUGGCCUCUGAUUGGUCGCUCGUAACACCACAAUAUUCAUUUUUCUUCAUUUUCUAAUAAAACUUAUUGAAAUUGG